Scophthalmus maximus (turbot) is the source of this 1668-nucleotide messenger RNA. It is a transcript of the gene lrrc42, whose product is annotated as leucine rich repeat containing 42. The transcript is spliced from 7 exons. The record is from RefSeq and is a predicted model, not a curated record. Lineage: Eukaryota; Metazoa; Chordata; Actinopteri; Pleuronectiformes; Scophthalmidae. The coding region runs from base 276 to 1487 and encodes 403 amino acids. Gene Ontology annotation, molecular function: protein binding.
ACUCUCCGUAACUUGCUACGUUGGCUACCCGGAAGGAAAUCGGGACAUUUGUCAAAAUACACGAAAAAAAAUUGCCAACAAGUAUUUAAACAGUCCGACUAAAUACUACAUGGGGAUCCAUUCGAACGAGGUUUUAAUUCAAGUCAAAUGUCACAUUCGUUUGCCAGCAAGUGAGCAACUAGUUUUUGUUCCGUUUUAAGUUUUUUAGCCGAGCUAGCUAAAGCGUGCAUGAGUUGCCCGUUUGUUUUCGUGCUCGCGGUGAGAGCGAUCGCAGGAUGGACAAUGGCACGUUGUACGUCCGAGAAAAGGGCAGCCUCCGCCGCGUCAGUGACAUAGUCCUGUCGCCGCCGAAGCCAGUGUCGUCGUCGUCGUGCAGGAGGACGAAUCCGUUCGUGCCGAGAAAGGAGCAUUUCAUAUUCACCUACAACGCAGAGGGAAGUCUGCGGUACAGCACCAAGUCCCUCUUCGACCUCACUCUGCUGUUCGUGGCGGACAACAUCCACCAUGUGGACUCGCUGGUGGGCUUCCCCGAGCAGAUCGGAGACAGGCUUUUCGCAGCAGCGGAGGAGAACCGCGUGUUUUCCAACACAGCUGUUUCUCCGAAAGCCCUGCAGUUGUUCAGUGACGCCUACGGGCAGAUGGUGCUCGGAUCCCUCUGUCUGCGAAACAGGUUUCCGCUCUUGCACGAGAGGAUGGACGAAAUAAAAACAUUUCACAGUUUGAAGUCUCUGGAUUUGUUUGGCUGCAGACUCGGCGAUGACCACGAGAUAUUCCAGCAUCUAACAUCCACCUCCUUGGCAAACAGCUUGAUUCAUCUUUUUAUCGGCGGUAACAGUCUGUCAGAUGUUGGUUUACAAAGACUGACUGCACCAAUCCGGAUGAUGAAGAAGGGACUGGACCAUCUUCAGCUCCUGGACGUUUCCUAUAACCCUAUCUCAGAGAGGGCCAUUAGAUACCUCACAUGCCUCCCCAAACUUGAAAAUCUCGAUAUAUCUGGGACCAGUUUGAAGCUUGGUGCAGGUUUAAAGACGACCAUAUGGAACCUGUUGGGACUCAUUUGCUCUGAGAAACCGCUGGACAUCUUUGAUCACACGAGAUGUAAAACAGAAGGCUGGGCAGAGCAGGUUGUCAACCAUUGGGAAACGAAUACCUCACAAAUGCCAAAACAGAAGAAAAUUGAAGCAUCAAGAACAUCAGCGCUACGCUUUUUUGGAAGGCAGAAGUUUGUCAGAGAAGUCCUGAACACGACCCCGCUGGUGAGUGAGAGUGAAGAAGAGCUCAAUAGAGAGAGACUGCAUUUCUACAGAGCUGCGGCAAAUAAUCUCAUUAUUGAGAAACGGGUUCCAUACAAGAUGGACCAUCAAGUUAAGAUGAAGAAAAGACAGCGUCAGACAGAGAGCUGUGACAGCUCACUUCAACCUCCCACAAAACGAUCGCCCUCAUCAGCUCUGACUGCGGAGGACAUUGAAUUGUUGAACAGCUAUUGACGUAUGCAGCCACGUGGCAUUCCACGAACAGCAGAGCGCAGCAUGAGCAGACCCAUGAACAGGUAACAUGGGCUCCAAGGAACGAGAAUGAUGACCGCACUGGUGGACUAGACCCUUACCUGUAUACAGGUGUAAUUUUUUUUUAAUGUACAAUUUUAUAAAUAAAGUUCAAUAUCUUGCA